This is a messenger RNA of Toxotes jaculatrix (banded archerfish), 2936 nucleotides long. Its product is annotated as protein FAM107B. Gene Ontology annotation, cellular component: synapse; neuron projection; stress fiber. The record is from RefSeq and is a predicted model, not a curated record. The transcript is spliced from 4 exons. Gene Ontology annotation, biological process: actin filament bundle assembly; actin filament polymerization; regulation of actin cytoskeleton organization. Bases 730 to 1278 code for a protein of 182 amino acids. NCBI's taxonomy places the organism in Eukaryota, Metazoa, Chordata, Actinopteri, Toxotidae.
CAGGUUUGGUUAGGUUCACGGUGAGAUCGUGUUUUCAGUUAAAAUUCGUAUUUGGUUAAGGUUUGAGGACUUUGUCACCAUGGUUACAAUAACAAACGUGGUCGACAUGGACAGGAAACACUCUCAGGUGUUAGAGUCCUGUGUUUUGUGACCGCGUCCUUUGCUCCGUCAUGCUGAACAUGCCUAACAUGUAACCGUGGGUCGUGAUAGGCCGCCGAGCUGAGGAGGUGUGGCCUGUUUUACAGGACCUGCUCUGUGAUGUGGUCUCCGUCCUGAAACUGAAAAAGCUGAAGCUCAAAUCUGAGUGAAUUUUCUGGAACUGCUCUUCAUCUUAGCAGAACACACCCCAACCUACCGCCCAGCUGGCAGAGGUCCAGGUGCAUUGUGGGUCAUGUAGGCAGGUUUUACAAGGAAAAAAUGUUCCAACAUGUUCAAACAUCUGGAACCAAAGAAGUGAAAUGAUCUGAGCACAGGGUGAACUGUGAGCCUUCAGCGCCACCAGCAGGUCGUCACUCCACAUCCACACUCCACCGUGGUCUCUGAAAACCUGAACUGUGAAACCUGCUGGAUCCAGAACAUGAACUGAAGCUGAGGAGGAGGAGGAGCAGGGGGAGGGGGAGGAGUGGGAGGAGGAGGAGGAGGAGGAGGAGGAGGAGUGCUGCUGCUCAGACAGAGAGCAUGAAGACUCACACAGACUGACACACAUGAGGAUCAUCAGGACCAGAUCAGAUGGAUCAGAGCAGGAUCAGCCGCCCAGAACAGCCGACCACAGGCAGGGAGGGGAUGGUGAAGUCUGCCUCAGCUUACGCAGACCUGCAUCAGCACCGACCAGAGGGCGUCCACAGGAAACCGUCCCCCGUGUCCAGCUACGUCUCCCAGCCUGACUACCCAGAGGGAGACCAGGACGACGACCUCAUAAAGCCCAAGAAACUGGUGAAUCCUGUCAAAGCUUCGAAGAGUCACCAAGAGCUUCACCGAGAGCUGAUGAGCAGCUACAAAAGAGGCGGGGUGAGCGUGGAGACGAAGCCGGAGCUGCACAGGGUGCUGGAGUCCAGGAAAAGAGAUCAGCUGAUCAAACAGAGGAAACAGGAGGACGAAGCCCGGAGGAAGAUUUCUCCUCUGGAGGCUGAGCUGCUGAAGAGACACAAGAAGCUGGAGGAGCUGGAAAAGCAGCAGGAGAAGGAGCAGGAGGAAAACCUGAAAGCUCCGGAGUUUGUUAAAGUGAAGGAGAACCUGAGACGAACGUCUUGUCACAGUAAAGAGGAGAAGGAGGUGUAGAGACAGAGCUGCUGUCCUGGACACAAGAGACGGCGAACUAAGAAACAGACUGUCCACAUGUUUACAGGACAUGGUAAGGACAUGCUGAGGGGACUCUGAGGACGCACUGGGACAGAUGUUGACAGCUGAACGGAAAAACUGUGACGUGUCUUUGGAGUGGAGCUGUGAAACUGUGGCGAUGGAGGAUUGACAGCGACAGUCAGAAGCUGCUGAGAGAAAAUCUUCCAGCAGCCGAGGACUCGGGUUUCAUCAACAACACCGAGGACUGGAUUCACACGUCUCACUGGCGUCCUGUCCAGAGGCUCACGGCCGCUGUAGUAUUUAGACGUGUCUGUGACCUGUCACUGGUCAAAGCCCCGCCCACCUCGCUGCUCUGCUGUGAGAAACAUCUUAAAGAUUUUCUUCUUACUACAAAAUACUAAUUUCAUCUAAUUCCAAUACACGGACUCGUAAUUCCAAGAAAACAUUUCGUUCACAGCUGAUUCAUAUCUCGUUAUCAGAGAAGCUCCUCAGGUUCAGUUACUGAACACGGUUACAGGAAACGUACUGAGAAACAAGCUGUUAUCGUGAAAUCAUAGGAUUAUGAAUUUUGUUUUCCUGUAAUCACAAUCACAUGUUGAAUCAUAAUUAAGCAGUUUCAUAUCUCAUGCUCACAGUUUCUGAGUUUUGUUUUAGAGAUGCAAAGUCAAAGUUUCGAACAAAGAUCUGAGGAUUUAAAGAUGAGUGCGACACGUUACACAGAAUCUUUCUGUGCUGUCGUCACACGACACGUUUUUCUUUUCAGUUUGUUCUUUUAUGACUGGAAUUCUUCAGGAACACGUUCAAACAACGAGAGGUUUUCAUCGUCAGGAGUCAGUGCUGCAGGGAACUGAGACUGGACAUGGACUUCGACCAAAAGCUCUGAACAGUGAAGGCAGGACACGUUUUUUGUGUAAGGCCCUUUAGUGCUGAAGAGAAAGCUGUCGUCUGUUUGAACAAACUGAACUUUCACAGGAGAAAUGACCCGUUACAGCUGCUCUGUGACGAGAGAGCGCUCACGAUUUCAUGAUGACAGUUCUUUGAAUCACCAGAUUCAUGUCACAAUCACAACAUGUUAACUGGGUUAAUUACAAUGUUCAAAUCUCAUAUUGAUGUGAAAAGAUCUCAGAUCUUUUUACAAAAUACAAAUGAUAUAAAAUCAUAAUGUACAGAAACUAGUUAGAAGCUCCACACCUGGAAUUAUCUUUGUGAUGAGUGGGAUGUGAGAUGAUAACAGUCCACUGAACAAACAGUCAUCAGCAGUGAUUCAGGUCAACAACGAGGAAACAGAAGCUUUCGUUUGAGUCUCUGACGUUUCACAGAGUGACAGAGUGGAGCAGUGUGCAGGAUGAUGAGUUUUUAUGUUUGAUGCCCUGCGACCUCCUCUCUCAGUCCCAGGGACGUGUCCCUGAAACGUCGUCUUCGUGAACUGUACGAUCACUGAAACUGUUCAGUUUUCAUCACAGAGCACUUUCAACUUUCACCGUGUAAAUAACGAAGAUUAAAAACAGUCGUAUCUUUGUUCGUAUCUGACUUUGAGGUAUUUUCAUUUCGUGACUUUUAAAGUUCAGACUAAUGUUCAGACUCAGUUGAACAAAAACUAGAACCUGACGCACAAAUGUGUUGACUUGAAGAGAAAU